AUGCGCCCGCUCCUGCGGCGGGCUUCCGGCAGACCAGAAGCUUCGGUAGAGCGGGGCGCUGAGGCGGCGGCGAUGGAGCGUUGCGGUGAGGCGGCGUUGAACGCCGUCCCCGUGCCCGACUUCAGGCAAAAUGAGGGUUCAUUAACAUCAACUUUAAGAACGCUUCUAUUCUUCACAGCUCUAAUGAUUACAUUACCUGUGGGGCUAUAUUUUUCAUCAAAGGCUUAUAUAUUUGAAGGUACCUUAGGAAUGUCCGACAGAGACAGCUAUUUUUAUGCUGCCAUAGUUGCUGUAGUUACUGUUCACGUGGUACUUGCUCUCUUUGUAUAUGUAGCGUGGAAUGAGGGUUCUCGACAGUGGCGGGAAGGCAAACAGGACUAGAACGAAGACCAUCGUCAUCUGACACCUACAGACUGUAAAUCAAAGUUUUGUGAGCUGAAGGAAAAGCAUUCUUCAAAAUGUAUAAUACACAUGUACAAAGAUAAGGCUAAUGCCUCAACUCUGGUUAGAAUAAGACUUGUGCUCAUCUUGAAUGUGUACCAGUGUUUUCUCUAAUGCUGAUGGAAGUAGUUGUUUAGCCAGCCUCUACUAGGUUGAGCUGAGGUGGUGUUCCCCUGCAAUUAGAAUGGAAUAAUUACAUAAAUUUUUGAAAAAAUCCUGUAGCUAUUUUUGCCAUUCCUAGUAUUUUUCUGGCUUGCUCUGAAAAUGAUACUGGCAUGAAGCAAGCAUUACAUUUUUGAGUAAUUAAAUUGCUAGUUAAAAAAGCUACAUUACUCACUCUCCAACUACAGUGGAAAAGAUGGGAUUUCACUUUGCUGUGGAUAGUUUCCUGAUUUAUGGGUGUUGUGGUUUAACCCCAUCCGGCAACUAAGCACCACGCAGUUGCUUGCUCACUCCCCCCAGCUGGAUGGGGGAGAGAAUCAGAAGAGUAAAAGUGAGAAAAUUGGUGGGCUGGGGUAAAGACAGUUUAAUAGGUAAAGCAAAAGCUGCACGCCAAAGCAAAGCAAAACAAGGAAUUCCUUCACCACUUCCCAUCGGCAGGCAGGUGUUCAGCCAUCUCCAGGAAAGCAGGGCUCCAUCACAAGUGACGGUGACUUGGGAAGACAAAUGCCAUCACUGCGAACAUCCCCCCCCUUCCUUCUUCUUCCCCCAGCUUUUUAUUGCUGAGCAUGACAUCCUAUGGUCUGCAAUAUCCCUUUGGUCAGUUGGGAUCAGCUGUCCUGUCUGUGUCCUCUCCCAACUUCUUGUGCCCCCUCAGCCUCCUCGCUGGUGGGGUGGGGUGAGGAGCAGAAAGGGCCUUGGCUCUGGGUAAGCACUGCUCAGCAAUAGCUAAAACAUCCCUGUGUUAUCAACAGUGUUUUCAGCACAAAUCCAAAAUACAGCUCCGUACCAGCUACUGUGAAGAAAAGUAACCCUAUUCCAGCCAAAACCAGCACAGUGGGACAGACGUAAAAAAUACAUUUCUGAGUUUAGAAGUAAUUGCAAAAAUAGAAUUGUGUAGAAACUCAGGUGAUGUAUUUCUAAUGUGAAAUACAAAGGUGUUUUUGUUUUCAAGUGUAAUUUUUUAUUACAGUGUAAAAUUCAAUCUUCAAUUUCCUUUUGGGAGGAUUGUUGUAUUACUGCAUUGCUCAUCUUUCCACUCUUCUACAGAUAAAUCUUGAUGAUGCAAAGGAAAUGACAUAGCAUAUUCUCCUAUAUGUCUUUACAUUUUUCUCCUUGAUAAUUGCUGAAGGAUGUAGUUGGAUUUCCUGUCGUAAUGUCAGUAACAGCUAUAAGCCACUCUAAUUGUUAGUAGAGGAACGAGCAAGAGAAAACAAGCUGUAGCCAUCUGCAAAUGUUGUCCUUUAUGAAGCAGAACACAAGAGUGAUCACAUGGAAAAUUUGCUUGUCUUCGUAAAUAUUAACUUUCACACUGUGAAAUGAUACAAUAUGUUGAUUGUUUUCUUUUUUCCUUGGUUGUGUAUAGAAACUUGCUGUAGUCAAACCAAUGUGAGAUUUUUGUGUUGUAGGAUAACCUGAAUUUCAUUUCGCUCUGGUGCUGUUGUUAGCAAGCUUCUUAGUCUGUAGAUAAAACAUUUUUCCUAAGGUUCUAGCAAUGCGUAGAACUUUCCUAAUGCUGAUGAUUGCUGUUAAGCUGUUGUGCUCAAGGUCUUUCUGUUAAUUUGAGUUUUCCAGUUUGUUGUAUUAGUUGAGCCUUUUUCGAAAGUGUUUUGCUUAAUAUAGGGCUUGGAAUGGUUUUGAUGCUGCAUUUAUCCAUGCUAAAACUUACCCAUAAAUGAGACAAAAAUUGGUUAUCCAUGCCCAGUGGCUUGAGGAAUGUGUUCCCAGGUCUCAUUCCUCUCAUCUCCGCCACGGUCCCAGGCAUGCACAAUUAUAUACCCCAUGUCAGUGCAAAUCAGUUUCUACAUUUUGUUUCUGAAACAUUAACUUUUCUCAUCCAGAAGCCCAUUGUCAGGUUGCUGCCAGCAAACUGGAGAACGGUCUUGUAGUAUUUGAAAUAUAAAUUUAGUUUGUACGUUGGCAUAUUGGCUUCCUGUUCUCCAGUAUAUGAACUGUACGUCAUAGAACAAAUACUGCCUUUUAAUAAAGAACUACCCUGCAAUACAAGGUCCAGUAAACAA
Molecule: messenger RNA, 2621 nt
Organism: Harpia harpyja (harpy eagle)
Lineage: Eukaryota; Metazoa; Chordata; Aves; Accipitriformes; Accipitridae
Gene: VMA21
Product: vacuolar ATPase assembly factor VMA21
Exons: 3
Coding region: 1-381 (126 amino acids)
Biological process (GO): vacuolar proton-transporting V-type ATPase complex assembly
Cellular component (GO): endoplasmic reticulum membrane
Source: RefSeq, a predicted model, not a curated record